Messenger RNA from Momordica charantia (bitter melon), 808 nucleotides. RefSeq lists its product as uncharacterized. The record is from RefSeq and is a predicted model, not a curated record. NCBI's taxonomy places the organism in Eukaryota, Viridiplantae, Streptophyta, Magnoliopsida, Cucurbitales, Cucurbitaceae.
CGUGCUACGCAAAUCGAGAAAAGCAAUGGUUCCGGGAUAUUCUAACACCACAAAAAUGGUGUUCGUGUGAGGUAGUUGAUUCAUUGGUCAUGUUCGUGUGUAAUAAGCUCAAAUUGCGACCGAACUUAUGUCGUCGCAAGUUCACCACUGGUGACGUAUUGAUUUCAAACUUCCUCAGAAGCACCGACGGUGUCUAUGUCAUGAUGCAAUCACCUAACGUCAUUGCUUCGCGGGUUGCAUCGGACUAUGAUUGGGAGGGAAGAGCAUGGUCUAUGCUAAGCUACAUCGAUGGUACUCACUCUGACAAUGAUACGCGGUGGAUGGAUGUCGAUGCAGUAUAUCUACCGUACAACAUCGGUGGAGUGCACUGGAUAGUGAUUUGUAUCGACUUCGAUGAGGGUGAGCUCAUCGUGUGGGACUCCUUCAUGAACAUGACACCAUUACCGCAGUUGGAACAGGAGUUGAAGCCAAUGAUCACUAUUAUCCCGACACUUAUUUGCAGGGUCGGGGUUCAUUUAUAUAAACCGAACAUACCACUCACACCAUGGCGCAUCCGUAGAGUCUCAUCAGCACCCCAACAAGGGAUGGAUGGUGAUUGUGGUAUAUUUUGUAUAAAUUUUUUUGAAUAUGAUGUGACUUCAUGUAGCUUUGAUACAUUAACGCAGUCUAGGAUGUCAUUUUUUAGACGGCAAUUUGCCGUUCAGCUUUGGGCGAACAAGUCUAUUAUGUAAACCAUACAUUUGUAAUAGUUUUCGAAUCGUAUGAAUGUUUGUAAUACAUUUGUAAUGGAUGGAUGGUGAUUGUGACA